Ectocarpus siliculosus is the source of this 1370-nucleotide messenger RNA. Lineage: Eukaryota; Phaeophyceae; Ectocarpales; Ectocarpaceae. The record is from the annotation of a GenBank genome assembly.
AUGGAAAAUCAUGGUAAACUGAAACCGAAGGUUCUUGCGGCGGAGGGGAACAAAGGCGUUCCCCUCGACCCAGCGCUGGCGGACUUGUUGCAAGGUCUCCUCAAGCUCGACUCGCGACAUCGCUUGAGUGCAAGGGACGCCCUGGCGAGCCCUUACUUUGCGCCCAGGCAUGGGCAGCAUGACGAAAGGCUGGAUGCGUGGGUUACCUUGCGGGGUGACCUAGAUAAGGUGCAGAUGGGAGUGGCUACGCCGGAUCAGCUCCGCGGCACGUUCGCCGCCGCCAAUGCGCCCACGGGGCCUCCACCUCCCCCGCCCCCGCCCAGAGGUCUCGCCGAUGCUCCUCCCCCGCCGCUUUCACCUAGAGGCGGCCCUUCAGGACACCCUAGCCAGCACGGCCGUCCACAGAGGGAUAGGAAGGAGGAGGAGCGUGCGGGCCGCCGCUCGCACGCCGACAAGGCACGCGAAAGCAGGCGUGCGCGAGGAAGGGGCGUCGCGACCCCUUCCCCGCCACGCGAGGGCCUCCACAUCUCGGUACAGCUUCCCCUCAAGCCUGAUCCACCAGGAGGGUAUGGCGCCGUGUCGGUAGAGAGGACUGGCAGAGCGGGGCGGGCAGAUCGGGGACGCCUCGAGGAUCACGUCAAAACCCGUAGCCCAAGCCCCAGGGGGGGUAGGAGGCGGAGUCCGGCGAACGGCAGGAGGGAGCGGGAGCGGGAGUGGGAGCGGGAGCGGGAGCGGGAACGCGAACGAAGGGGAAGAAAAAGGGACAGAGAGAGGGAAAGGGGUGUAACGAGGUCGCGCGAGCGCGAGUGGCAGGGCGGUGAACGGUCGGGCAGGGACCCGCGCCGUGGUAGUCGUUGACGAUACUUACAACACACCCGGCGCUAUGGCAUAUAACACGGCGGGGUGUUCGGUCCGUAAAGGGGUUGCUUGAUGUAGGCGCGAUCGCGAUUGUAAGAGAAAAUUAGUUAAAUCACCACGAAUGAAUGGCUAUUGUUAGAUUUGGGCUGACGGCUGUGUCGGGAGGUGACACUGUGAAAAAGGGGCAGUGGUGUUGACUGUUGACUUGGGGUCUUGGUUGGAUCUUGCGAUCAUGCAGCCAGCGCACAAGAGAAACUUAGUGGCGUGAGUAUGGGUUGCGUGGAGUCGAUUCCAAGUCCAGCGAAAGGGUCAGGCAUGUGAUGAAAUGUUGAGGUGCCGACAAAAAGUGGCGCCAAAGCAAGAAAGGAUUUGUGCCGGUGUGACGUCUUUUUGUUGUUCAGAUCAAAUGAGUUAGUUAGACCAGUUUCUUCUUCCUUUCGUAGUCGAGGGUGUGGUCUCCGUUCAACUGAUUGUCUGAGUUCCUGUGUGCUGCUGUGACUUGCUGGCCCCGA